GUUUAUCUUAUUUGUAUUUAAUUAGCUCUAAGUAUUAUUGCUUUGCUGUUAAAAUCUAAAAAAUAAUAUAUUUUGCUCACUAUUGAUAUACUUUUUUCCUCAAUACUAAUAGAAAAUUGCUUUUAAAGCUAAUUCUAAACUAUUUAAUUUUUAAUUGCCUACAUAUUAGUUCUACAUAAAAUAUCAUUUAGCAUAGAUGAGACUAACUUUAAAAAAGUUUUUAAGAAUGCUAUCAAAAUAUUAGUUUUGCUUUACUUUCUUGUAAGAAGUUUAUAUUCUUCAGAUUUUUCUUUAUCUUAAAUGUUUUUAGUUUCUGAAAUAUGCUUCUGUAUUCUAUUUAUACUUUUUUUUGAGUAUAGAUCAUGUUCGUUAAAUGAAAAAAUUAAUAAUUAGUAAAAUUAAAGCCAAUAAAUGAUGAAGCAACAAGAUUCACAUACAAUUAAUUUGGAAGAUACAAUCAAAAUUUAAGAUUUUUCAGGAUAUCCAAUGGCUUAAAAUGACUAAAGUUUGGCCAAAAGUGGAAUAGAGUUUAAACCUCUAGUUAAAAAUACACUUUUACUUACUAAAAAAUUAGAUAUUAGUGGUUCAUAAAAUCAUGGAAUAUGCUAAUCUAUUGAAAUGAACGAAUAAUUAAUUUAGUAAGAACAAAUUCACUCACGAAGUUUUGGAUAAAAAAACUUUCAAAAGAGAAAUCUCACAUUUUUUUAGAGAUAAAAAAGGAAUUCUUAAAGAAAUUUAACAACUCUUUUAUUAAAAUAGUCUGUAAAAACAAGUUUAGAAAAGGACAUUUUAAACUUUCUUUUUGCAGGCGUGCUUAUGAUAGACUACAAAAAAAAAAUCAUUUAUUAAAAUGAUUAAAUUGAAUAAUUAAUUUAAAAUUGUAAGAGCUAAUAAAUUUUUGAAAUCAUUCUUGGUUUAAACCUAUCAAAUUAAGAUAAUAAAGCUUAAAAAAAUAGCAAUAAUAAUAAUAAUAAGCAUAUAGAUUUCUCCAGAUCUCAAUUAGAUGAAUAUCAAAAUGAAGAAUGCGCCAAAUUAGAUGAUCAAAAUUAAUAAUUUAAAAAUUUUUUGGAAACAUUUAAUUAAAGGAUUAAAAAUUAGCAAUCAUUUUAGAAAAAAAUAAAUACCAAAAGUAUAGGUGGCAGCAACACUCGUUAAUAACCAUAAUCUAUGAUAAGAUCAAGGAAUACCAGCCUACUUGAAAAUAUUACUAAUACUAAAUAAAAUAAAUCAUCAUCAGAAUCUUUUGACUCUGAGUUGCAAGAUAUUUAUGAUAGUAGCAAGAUCCAAAGUUCCGAAAAUGGGGCUUUUAGUAAAAAUAAUUUUUUUGAAGAGGAUUAGAAUAAAAAGUUAUUUUAGAACAAAUUGAAAAAGUAACCAUCAUCUGGUCUUUCAAAUUAUGGUAAACUUGUUAAAAAUGGUAACAUAUCUGAGUGUAAAAUACUGCUAGAGGCGCUGAAUAGGUAAGACAGCACUUUGUAAACUAUAAUUGAUAUAUUAUUAGAAAAAAAUUAUUGGAAAGACUUUUGGAAAAGACAUGUUAUUCAUACUGAUACAGAUAUUUGUGCAAAUAACGAAAGUGAUUAAAAGAGAGAUCCUUAAUUAGAAUAAAAACAGAAUUAUAUCCUUUAAGGCAAUAGUAUUUCUUUUUAGAUAAAUAUGAAAACAGACAAGAAGUCUAAAGAAAGGCCAUUUUAUUUAAAAUUGAGCUCAUUUUUAACAUAAAAAGCUUAUUAGCAAAAAGGAUUGAAUCGCCAAAAAAUUAAAAUGGUUUUGCUAAUUGAAAUAAUUCCUUUAAAAAAUAUUUUAACUUCUUUGUAGGAAUCUGAACUAAACAACUUCAAGAACAAAGUAAUUUCUUCACUUUCACAUGAAUUGAGAACACCCUUGAAUUGCUCUAUUUAGAUGUUAGAGCUACUCUUACAUAGUGAAAACUAAAGUGUCUCUACAAAAACUCUUGUCUCAUAGCACAAUUUUUAGAUAUCUGACGAAGUUAAGAAAAUGUUUAUUUAUCCUGCUCUUAAUUCAAGCUAUCUACUUCUUAGCAUGAUAAAUGAUAUAAUUGAUUUUGCUCAAAUAAACUCAGGUAAGCUUAGACUGUAUUUCUCUUCCUUUAACAUUAGAGAUUUAAUAAAAGAUUGUGUAUAACUUUUUACUCUUUAAGCCACAAUAAAAAAUUUAGAAAUAUUAGUAAAUAUUGAUCCACUAAUCCCUCAGCUAGUGCAUUCAGAUCAAAAUAGGAUAAAAUAAGUAUUACUCGCUCUACUAAGUAAUGCUAUCAAAUUUACCGAUAAAGGAUUUGUUUCUAUAACAGCAGAAAAUUAUUAAUAAGAUCUCAUCAGGAUUUCAGUGGAAGAUACAGGAAAUGGUAUAACGCCAGAAGUGAAGUCUUAAUUAUUUAAAGGAUUUUAAAACUCAAACAGUAUUAAAAGCAGCAGUAGAUAGAGUAAGAUGUCUCAUAAUUUAGGGAAAAAUCGAAGCCUGUCAAUUUAAACAAUUAAAGCUAACUUAAUGCAAAAUGCAUCGUUGACUAUGAAAAAGUCCUAACAAUUUACAAAUCAAAGAUCCUCUUAGAAUUACCGUUCAUCAAUAUUUGGUGAAGAAAAUAUAGAAAUAAGUGAGAACAUCACAAGAAAAGAAGUGAAUACAAUAUUUGCUAAGCUAAAUAGCAUGUCUUUUGGUGAAGCAGAGGAGUAAAACAACACAAAUAUAAAUAAAAGCUCAUGUUUAUCAUAAAAUGCUGGAAUAGGAUUGACUAUAGCGAAUCACUUAGCACAAGGACUAGGAGGAAAUAGAUCGAUAAUUGUAGAAAGCGAGAUAAACAAAGGAUCAUCUUUUAGAUUUUUUUUUAUUAAUCAACCAAGCAAAUCAAAAGGAAUUAAGCAAAAUUAGGGUCAUGCAUUUGAAAAAAGUUAUUAAGCUUGGAAAACAAUAUAAUCAGAAUAAAAUUAAACACAUUCUUUGCAGUCUUUGCAAUCAAAUUAGAAUCCCAAUUCAUUCCUAGCAAGAUAAAAUGAAACUAUAAAUUUAGAAUAAACUGCUAAUAUUUUAGAAUAAUAGUAGUAGUAAGGCUUUUAGCUAAUUUAUUAAGAUCAAAAUUAAGUUUAAGAAGAGGAAGAAGAUGAGCUUGAUGAAGAGAAUGAAGAAGAAAAUGAAACAGAUGUUAAAGAAUAUGAAGAGAUUGCAGGAUAUAAUUGUAAUUAUAAAAACGAAGAUCAUAGAGACUUAAUAAGCAAUUCUAUUCAUUCAGAUUCUUGCAACGUCAUUAUUGAUAAAUCCGAACAACGAAUUCCAUAAAAUCCAUAAACAAUGUAAAUAGAAGUGGCUUACAAGAAGUUUGAAGAACCUUUUUAUGAUGAUCAUUUCGUUACUAAUGAAGCCAAAAAUAAUUAAAAUAAAGAUCGAAACUCUGCAUAAUAAGAUAUAAAAAAUUAAAUUAAAUACGAUGAAAAUAUUUAUUCGAUUAAUGACCUAAAGAGAUACUCUAAUUUUAAUCGUUAAGGAUCUGGCUAUGAUUAAGAAAUAAUAAAUAUUCAAGAGAGUUUAAGAAACUUUCUUAAAACUUCAUUCGCUAUAUAAAAUGUUUAUUGCAAUGUUGCCUAAAAUUAGUCUAUGAAUCAAAUCAAUUCAAACAGCAUCUGUAAAAUUAAUAUGAAUGAUUUAGGAAGCGGUGUCAUUCCUCCUAGCCCGCAAUUUAAUCAAAUGCAUAAAAAAUAAUCACACAAAAAAUAAAAAAGGAACUCUUAUACAAUUUCUAUGGUGCCAACUGAUUAAAAUUAAAAAAAAGACAAUGCUAAAAGUAUAUAAUCAUAAAAUAAUUUAUCAAAUAAAGAUAGCCAAAUUUCAGUAGCCAUUAUUUCAGAAGGUUCAUAUCAACAAAUUUAAAAGCCAUAAGAAACAGCUAAUGAAUAAAUUGUUAGCUUAGUAAGUCUAAGCCAUUAAAAAUAUUUUACUCCAGAAAAUAAAAAUAUUUAACUCUCACCUAAAGGUGAAAAUAAAAAAAUAAUUGUUUCUUAAGAAUAAGAAUUCUCAGGGAAACAAAAAUAGUGCUCAUGUAAUUAAAUUCUCAUAGUAGAUGAUAAUGAUUUUAAUUUGAUUUCGCUAGAAAUGAGGCUUCUUAGAUAAUAUCACCUUAAGGUAGAUAAAGCUAAUAGUGGUUUUGUAGCUAUUAAUUUAGUUUAAAAAAAGUUGACAAAUUUAGAAUGUUGCUAAACUUAUAAACUUAUAUUUAUGGAUAUCGAUAUGCCUGUAAAAAAUGGUCACUAAACAACUAAAGAAAUUUUGAGUUUGUUCUCAUCAUAAAUUGUUAAACCACCUAUUAUAUCAGCGUGUACAGCCUAUAGCUAAGAUGCAGAAAGAAAAAAAGCAUAAUAAAGUGGUAUGAAAUUUUACAUAACUAAACCAAUUGAUGUUUAACAGCUUGAGAAUGUAUUAAGAUAAGUUUAGUUAAUUUAAUCAAAUAAUAAAAAUACCUAAUAACAAUGA
This is a messenger RNA of Tetrahymena thermophila SB210, 4482 nucleotides long. RefSeq names its product ATPase, histidine kinase-, DNA gyrase B. The transcript has a single exon. NCBI's taxonomy places the organism in Eukaryota, Ciliophora, Oligohymenophorea, Hymenostomatida, Tetrahymenidae. Gene Ontology annotation, molecular function: histidine phosphotransfer kinase activity; phosphorelay sensor kinase activity. Gene Ontology annotation, biological process: protein autophosphorylation; phosphorelay signal transduction system. The record is from RefSeq and is a predicted model, not a curated record.